AUGAGUGUACAAACUGAUAAUUCCACAACGACGCAAUUGCCCUCUGGAGGUCUAAAAUACAACUACAGUUCCGUCGUUUUUCUACAUUUUGCGUACGUAGGAGUUGCAAUUGAUGCUUAUAAGCAAAUGUUUGACAAGGAAGUUAUUAAAAGUGGAUUAGUUAUUUGUCAAUUUAUUCCUUGGUUAUGUGCUAGUCCAGAUGGAUUAGUUUUAAAAAACGGUAAAAUUGAUGCAGUUCUUGAGAUAAAAUGCCCAAUUUCUUGCCGAAGCAAACCCAUAGUAGAAAAUGGAAUUCCAAAUUUAAAAUAUUUAUUAGUUGAAAAUGGGAUACUCAAGUUAAAAAAAUCAUCAAUGUAUUUUACACAAUGUCAAAUAUUAAUGUACUGUACUGGUUUAUUAACAUGUGAAUUUUUUAUUUAUAAUAAUAUUGAACCAGUGGCAUUGACUAUACAAAGAGAUGAAUUAUUUUUAACAAACACUGUAAAAAAAAUAGAAACAUUUUUUUUUAAUUAUUACUUGCCAGGAUUAGCUUCCAGGCAAUUGUUAUAA
Molecule: messenger RNA, 549 nt
Organism: Macrosiphum euphorbiae (potato aphid)
Lineage: Eukaryota; Metazoa; Arthropoda; Insecta; Hemiptera; Aphididae
Source: the annotation of a GenBank genome assembly